AUGGGCGCCCCUCCUUCCUCCUCCCCCUUUCUUCCCUCUUCCUUUGUGGGUCUUCUCGCCGUCUCCCUUCUCGUGCUCACCCCUCUUGCUCGCCCCGCCAGCGACGAAUCUUUCUACAAACUCUGUUCCAAUAGUAGAGGUAAUUACACAGCCAACAGCACGUACCAGGUCAAUCUCGGAGCUCUCCUCUCUUCCCUCGCCACCGGUGGGACCGAGAAUGGUGGUUUCAUCUCCAGUUCCGUCGGCGAAACUCCUCUGGACACGGUUUACGGCCUCGUCCUCUGCAGGGGCGAUGUUGGCACCAAUUCAUGCCGGCAUUGUCUGGACACAGCGACGGACGACGUGCGGGCGUUAUGCCCGUAUAGAAAGGAGGCGGUAAUAUGGUAUGAUUCCUGCCUCCUUCGGUACUCGGAUCGGUGGUCUUUUCCUCAAGUCUCGUCAAUGAUCGAUGCGGCCAUGUGGAACGUCCAAAACAUCUCCGCCGAGGAACUCCCCCUGUUCAAUGAGCAACUGGGGAAGAUGAUGACCGGGCUCGCCUCAUUUGCGGCGUACAACUCCUCUGGCCGCUUAUUCGCCACCGGAGAAGCCGAGUUCGCUGAGGACAUACCCAAGAUAUACGGGCUUGUGCAGUGCACGAGAGAUCAGGCGGUGGAGUCCUGCCAGCGGUGCCUGGCCGAGAACGUCCGCUGGAUCCGUGAGUUUUUUUACGGCAAGAGGGGAGCACGAACACUGGGAAGUUAUUGUUUUCUUAGGUACGAGGUUUACCCCUUCUACAACGACUCGGCGAUGCUCAGAAUUCCCUUGCCCAAAGCCGAGUCUCCAUCUCCUACUGCUUCACGGCCAGUGGUUAUUCCUUCGCCAUCACCGAGCUACCCAACGUCCAAAGGUGCAGCGGAAUUCUCUCUGAUCAUCCCCGUUGAAGAUUCAAUGGGUCUCCUCUGA
This is a messenger RNA of Spirodela intermedia, 942 nucleotides long. The record is from the annotation of a GenBank genome assembly. NCBI's taxonomy places the organism in Eukaryota, Viridiplantae, Streptophyta, Magnoliopsida, Alismatales, Araceae.